AUUGCAGUCAGUUUGUGUUUCUUCUCAACGCGAUCAACAUCGUUAGCCCCUGAAAAACGAUGUGGUUCUAUUCAGUGUUUGUGUGUUGCCUUUUGAUGGCGCAAAUCAACAUCAAUCUAGCAAAAAAUAUUGCAACUACUGACAACCCAUCUACCGACGAGGAUGGUGAUAGACUUUUGAAUGUUCAAACUAAAUUGCUUAAGAUUCAAGAUGAAAUCAUAUCCAUCACAGCAGAAAUGGGAAUUGCUGAGACUUUGGACUUUGUUUCGGAUAAAGUUGCUGCCACUGAGCGGCAUUUCGAGAGUUUCAAGGAAGAUCUUUCCAAAGAACUUAUGAAGCAAACUAUGAGCGGAUGCAGUCUGAACGCCAAGAAGAUGCUAAAUAACCAGUAUGUUGCUGUUGCCUUUCAACUGAAAAACUUGAAAUCGAGUCUGAAGGCUUAUCAGGAAAAGCGCCUACCAUCUGACACAAUAGAAGACAUCAAGGCCUUGCGAUUUGAAUUGGCUGAACAAAAGUUGAAGCAAAUGAAAAACUUCGAAGACGUUUCGAAAAUCAUUCGAGCUGUGUACACAAAUUGCUCAGAUAAUUUCGAUGUUUUAGCCAACUUGAUCGAGAGUCUCAAAGACAUAAGGAUCAUUGAUUUUUCUGUGAGGGCUUUGCAACAGGAAAUGGCUAAAAAUGAUCAACAAAGAAGUCCCUUCAAAUGGAUACGUUUGGCUCAAAUUUUAAAAACAGGACUUAUAAAUCAAUCCAAGGCAGAAUUUGCACAUGGCACUGAGGAUGAACUCAAACAUUCGAUCAGAGAUUUCACUCUGGAAGCUUUAAAUGCUUCUGUAAGCAGAGGAAAAUUCGAGAGGAACGGAGAAAUGGACAAUCUGACUACAGCAAUAUAUCUCCUGGAUCCUCUGCAAUCGGAGAGCAUAAUAGAAGAGUUCGUGGCUACAAAUUAUGGACAAGUGUCCGCAAAGAAGAUCCUCGAAACAAUUUUAAGUCAUAGAUUCAUUCAGCAGAGGGCAAAGGGGAUUAGUGUUCUAUUUUGGGAAAUAAAAAACGCUGAAAACCUUAAUUCUGAUGUGGUUAUCAAAAUUGCUUCGGCUUUACACAAACUCCGUUUGGAUAAGGAAUUUGAAAACCUUACCAAAGCACAACAAGAUGAAGUGGAUAAAAUAAUUGAGAAUCUUCCUGUAUGUGCCAGGAAUCUAUUUUUCCUGCCAUCUGUGUGUUUCUGGAAUAAAGCAAAGGAGGAAUACCUCACUGCUGGGAACAUGAGCUCCAACUAUGACAACUCAAGACGUAAUGUAUUUUCAACAGAUCCAUUGCCCGAAAGUCAGUGGAAGGUCAACACAACAGGCGAUGGUGAAAACUUUUUAUUUUCAAGUCGCACUUAUGCCGAAGAGUAUUUGUAUGCAGCAGCUUUUGAUUUCAAUGAAGACUUACGUUAUGUAUUUAAUUGGAUUCCGGGAAAAAAUCUUGAUAAGCAAAGCGAAUGGAGUAUUGAAUUGGAUGAUGAUUAUUGUUUUAUAAAGAGUGCAAUGUACAAUGAAUAUUUGUUUUCAUCGAAUAUCAAGAGACCUGAUACGAAUAAUUUGCGCUAUGUGUUUACAUGGGUGCCGGGGCAUUCAAUUAGAGAACCAAAGUUUCAAUGGCAAAUUAGAAAAUGUAAUUAAAUUGACUGAAAAUAUACAAAAUAUAAAUAAAUAGAAUGUACAAUAAUAA
This is a messenger RNA of Eupeodes corollae, 1716 nucleotides long. RefSeq lists its product as uncharacterized. The record is from RefSeq and is a predicted model, not a curated record. NCBI's taxonomy places the organism in Eukaryota, Metazoa, Arthropoda, Insecta, Diptera, Syrphidae. The transcript has a single exon. The coding region runs from base 60 to 1667 and encodes 535 amino acids.